AUGCCGCCUGUGCCUCCUCCUCUGCCACCAGCGCCGUCCCCUGGUGACGCUCACCCACCUCUUCAACCAGUACCACCUCCUGCUGUUUCCAACAGCGGACCUCCUAGCGCACUUCUUCUCCAUCUUGCCAUUCACAGUGGUGGCAGUUUCAAAAACCAUUGGGGCUACUUUAUUCAAUCCAAGCAUAAUUCUUCUGUCGGCACCAUUGUUCAUGUUGUUGGAGACGUGAAGAAUGGAUUCGAAUUUGAGAUCAAAAGAAAUCAUGACUUCGAUACCACUUCGCCUGCACCCUUACAUAUCAUUCCACUGCAGUGGAUGGAUGGCAAAUAUUUCAACGAGGCCAUGUUGAACAAUGGCGUCCAAGAGCUUGAUCAUAAGCCUGUGUGUGACUUUGAGAAAAGUGUUUACAAGAUCAAACCACCAAAGGGGUCUCUCAACUCUGCAACAUCGGACGCUCCUAGAGCAAGGGUUGAUCGGAAAGAUUGUCAGACUUGGAUUCUGCAGUCGGCCGACCAGCUAGUUGCAGACGGGAUUAUGCAUCCGGACAUUGCGGCCUACCUUGAAGCUAUCAAACAGUAG
This is a messenger RNA of Fusarium graminearum PH-1, 579 nucleotides long. RefSeq lists its product as uncharacterized. The transcript has 2 exons. NCBI's taxonomy places the organism in Eukaryota, Fungi, Ascomycota, Sordariomycetes, Hypocreales, Nectriaceae. The record is from RefSeq and is a predicted model, not a curated record. The coding region runs from base 1 to 579 and encodes 192 amino acids.